Nerophis ophidion (straightnose pipefish) is the source of this 4172-nucleotide messenger RNA. RefSeq names its product MAX dimerization protein MLX (gene mlx). Gene Ontology annotation, biological process: regulation of transcription by RNA polymerase II. The transcript is spliced from 8 exons. Gene Ontology annotation, molecular function: DNA-binding transcription factor activity, RNA polymerase II-specific; protein dimerization activity; RNA polymerase II cis-regulatory region sequence-specific DNA binding. Bases 419 to 1153 code for a protein of 244 amino acids. NCBI's taxonomy places the organism in Eukaryota, Metazoa, Chordata, Actinopteri, Syngnathiformes, Syngnathidae. Gene Ontology annotation, cellular component: nucleus. The record is from RefSeq and is a predicted model, not a curated record.
GAAGGUCUGAGGUUCAGGUUCAGUUAAAUGACAAUAAAACCAACACAAUUCCACAGUUAGACCACUUAAACUGGGAUUUGGCCUUUAACCUUUGCCUUUAUAACAGCCAGGUGAUCCAAGCGGCACAUCAGCGACACUCAGUGUUCAAAGUUGGCUACUGCAUCCUGAGCUGCGACAUUCGAGGGCUCCCGGAGAGAAUAAGACGCUUCAGUUAAAACGCUUCGCGGCGAUGAACAAGAGCAACCGGCGACCUAUAAGCAAAAGCGCGUAACAUACAGCACUAUAAAAUACUGUCUCCCGAAUGGAGGUCGUACUUGUCGCUUUGGUCAGUUUGACUUUCUGACGGCGCUCGUCGGCGGAGUUGUCACUUUUACAAAGGCGCACCCGAACGCAGCAGUGGGCUCGCUCAUUUCCCAAGAUGGCGGACACGACGACGUCGCCGGAGGACCACAGGAAGCACGCAGACCUGGCUUUCGGCGACGCCGUUUUUGACCCCGGUUUCUUUAGUGUCGGCGGGAAGGGGAGCUCCGGGUCGCGGGCUAACAGCAUUGGCUCAAGAAGCGCCUCUUCGGUACCAAAUACAGAUGACGAGGACAGCGACUGCCGCCACGAGACGUCCGACAAGAACUUGUACAAAGAUCGACGGAGGCAAGCGCACACGCAGGCCGAGCAGAAGCGACGCGACACAAUCAAGAAAGGCUUUGAUGACCUGCAAGCGGUGGUGCCCACCUUCCUGGAGUCUGAAUCUGUGCUGGGGGGGCAGAAGGUAGCCAAGGCUGUCAUCCUGCAGAAGACCAUCGAGUACAUCAAUUUUCUUAACAAAGAGAAGAGGAAGCAGGAGGAGGAGGUUUCCCGUCUGAGAAAAGAAGUGACUGCGCUGAAGAUCAUGAAAACGAACUACGAGCAGAUCGUAGAGGCAAACCAGAACCACCCACUGCAGGACGACAACCAGGUGUCGGACCAGAUCAAGUUUGACAUCUUUCAGAGCAUCAUGGACUCCCUCUUCGACUCUUUCAGCAACUCCAUCUCGGUCAACAGCUUCCAGGAGCUUUCGGCCAGCUUGAUCAACUGGAUCGAGGAAUACUGCAAGCCUCAGAUGCUGAGGAAUUUCGUGGUCAGGGUCUUGCGACAGCUCAACUGUCAGGUCUACUGAGGCUAGUUCCAACCCCACGGGAUGGUCUGGUGUGUUAAUGGUACAUCGUGCAUGUGUCUCUAAGUGUGUAUUUCAGGCGCCUUUUGUCUGAUUUCGACAUUUUAAAAAUGGUGUUUACAAUUCUGAUGAUCUGUUGGAAGCGUUCGAUAGUUUUAAGCGUGUAUCGUGAACUUUUGAAUGGAAUGUCUUUUAGUCCCAGGCCGGUGUUUCUUUUAACAUGUGAAAAUGCACACAUUGUGACGUCAAGCAACACGUUGAAUAGUUUGUGUGCGGGUUUCUCUCUCAGGGUUGGAGACUCACGAUAAAAACAUGAGUUUUUCAUGCUAAAUUGUGCAGGAGUGCUUAAUACUGUGACCACUGAGCGUCCAUCUACAGGCCAUGUUAAGUCAAUAGCGGCAAAGUUAAAGGCCUACUGAAAUGAGAUUUUAUUAUUUAAACGGGGUCCAUUCUAUCCGUCAUACUUGAUCAUUUUGCGAUAUUGCCAUAUCCUUCCUGAAAGGAUUUAGUAGAGAACAUCGACGAUAAAGUUCGCAACUUUUGGUCGCUAAUAAAAAAGCCUUGCCUUUACCGGAAGUAGCAGACGAUGUGCGUGUGACGUCACAGAUUGUAGGGCUCCUCACAUCCUCACAUUGUUUACAAUCAUAGCCAGCAGCAGCUAGAGCGAUUCAGACCGAGAAAACGACAAUUUCCCCAUUAAUUUGAGCGAGGAUGAAAGAUUCGUAGACGAGGAAAAUUAGAGUGAAGGACUAGAAGAAAAAAAAAAGGCGAUUUCAGUGGGAGCGAUUCAGAUGUUAUUAGACACAUUUACUAGGAUAAUUCAGGGAAAUCCCUUAUCUGCCUAUUGUGUUGCUAGUGUUUUAGUGAGAUUAAAUUGUACCUGAAAGUCGGAAGGGUGUGGCCACGGGUGUGUUGACGCCAGAGUCUCUGAGGGAAGUCACGGCAGCUGCAGCAGGACGGAGGCUCCCCUGAUGUCUCCGGUAAGAGGCGACUUAUUACCACAAUUUUCUCACCAAAAACUGCCGGUUGACAUGUAGCCGGGAUCCAUGUUCGCUUGACCGCUCUGAUCCAUAGUAAAGCUUCAUCUUCGGGAAUUUUAAACAAGGAAACACCGGCUGUGUUUUUGUGGCUAAAGGCUAAAAGCUUCCCACCUCCAUCUUUUUACUUUGACUUCUCCAUUAUUGUUUGAACAAAUUGCAAAAGAUUCAGCAACACAGAUGUCCAGAAUACUGUGUAAUUAUGCGAUUAAAGCAGACUACUUAUAGCUUGGAUCGGGCUGGAAAAUAAUGUCCGCUACAACCUCAGACGUCAAACGCACACGUCAUUAUACCGCGACGUUUUCAACAAACCUCGCGGGAAAUUUAAAAUUGCAAUUUAGUAAACUAAAAAGGCCGUAUUGGCAUGUGUUGCAAUGUUAAUAUUUCAUCAUUGAUAUAUAAACUAGUGGGUAGUAGUGGGUUUCAGUAGGCCUUUAAGCAAAAGUGCUGUUUUUUUUAAAUCCUUUAUUUCUCUGUCCUUUGUCAAAUAUCAUGUGGUGAUGACAACUUAGUCUAACCGCAACCUCAUGGUUAGAUCUAGGUUUUCAAGAAUGUCUUGUCAGUAGACCAGCCAAGUGUUGAACAGGGUUUCCACAAGUCAUUAAAAAGCAAUUAAAGUAUUUUGCGAAAAUUAAAGCCUUAAAUUAAAUUUAAAAGCAUCAAGUACCACGUCCAAAGGCAUUAAAGCCUCACAAGUCACGCCUUGCUCGUGAGAGGCACUGCAAAGUAAUAAAAGAUAAGAAGAAAAGCGAAUAUAAAGCCAAAUGUCUUGUGUGGGAAUAUUUCAGCCCAUCAAUACGGAUGAACUAGCAACAAAACAAUUUAAUUGAAGUGCAUUGUCAGGUUUUUUUUAGGUGUAUUUAUUUAGAAUUAUUGAAUGACAAUGAUAAAAAAGACUAUUGUAAUGAAAAAUGUGUUUAAGGUUCCUUGCAUUAUUAUCGUAUGUUUACAUUAGUGCUUGAUUUGGCCAGUUAAUGUAAACUUUUCAACAUUAUCAUUGUCAAAUUCUUACAAUUCUGUAUACAGGCUGUACUGUAUUAUUUCGACCAUAUAUAACAAUCUGCAGGAGGACAUGGGCAUUAAAUUCCUUUUUAAAAGCAUUAAAUUAGAUACCUGCAGAAACCCUGUUGAACGCCCAAGGACUAGGAUGUGUUCUUUCGACCCCCUCUAGGACCACUGAUGUUUUAAUGAGUAUCAGUUAUUACCAAGUAUGGAAAGUUAUCAGCGACUUUGUAAAUAGAUGCCAGCGUGGAAAGUAAAUCUGUUGUGUUGAUGAAGAGCUGCUUGUGAUUUCUUGCAAAAUACUCAGUCUGGUCAAGGAGCAGCAACUUUAUAAGUAACCAAUGAUUGUAUUGACAAACAACACAUCUUAAAGCAUGUUUUAUUGAAAGAUGCUGACAAACCGGUGCUUGGUGCGUUCAAUAAGACUUGCCUUUAUUGUCCCGUUUCAAGAUAUGGUGUGUGCCAGGAGUCUGUCCUAUGACCACUAUUAUUUAGAAACCGUAUAUCAAUACACAUCAAUCUUAUUACUGCAGUUUGACUUAAUGUUGAUGUUUUUUAUAUUUACAGUCUGAGGCGCACAUUAAAGAACUUUUAGGUGCCUUGCCCGAUUGGCUCAAACUCAGGCGUACUUAGUGAGUGAAAUAAACCUGUCCCAAUUUCUGUAUCUUGUGGUCUCCCAUUCCGUCCUUUUACCAAAAUCAUGUUGAUCCACUUUUUACCCCCCGUUUUAAAAGACCUGCAAUAAUGAGGGUGAAAUGUUCUUGUUUUUAAAGAUAUUUAUACAAUUAGACAAUGUUUUGCUGGAAACCAAUUUGAGUUUUGGAUAAUGAUGUUUUAGGACACAGAAGAUUGUACUUGUGUCCGUUUGACAAACAUUUUAUAUUUGCUGAAUUAUUCCUGUUCUCUUGCUUCUUCAAAGUGUAUUGUGCUGUAUGUUUUUUCCAGAGCGUCCCUCCUGCCUAAAUAAAUAUGCUGUUGAUAGA